ACGCGCGUCACAGCCGACGGACCCCACCGGCGCUUCUCGAGUCGCGAGCAUUCCGCCCAUGCACUUCAACCGCAGGUCCCUCGCGCUGCUCGCAUGCGCGAUCCUCGCCCUUCAACCCGUCUCGGCGAUGGAGGGUAUGUCGGGCAUGGCUUCCGGUUCGUCGACCACGACCUGGUCGUGCUCCGCCAAGUGCGACGGGUCCGUGGCCGCGGACAAGAUCUGCGGCGGCAAGAACGUCUCCACUGCCAGCACCUUGGGCCUCGGCACGUGUGCCGAGACCAAGAAGGCAAUCUUCGACGUCCCCAAGUACGCCACCUCGGCGCACAUGGUCCCGUGCGACCCCGGCUACUGCAAGAUGUGCACCGCGGCGGGUGAGAAGACCAUGAUGGGCUCCACGGUGACGUGCUACAACAACUCGGUGACCAUGUACGCGAACAAGACGGACGCCAACGACCACGCCCUUGCGAGGGGAUGCAAGGGGAGCCACGAGAUGAUGUCGAAGUUCAUGCCCGGCGAGACACACGCGUCAUGCGAGUCGGGAAAGAAUUACUUUGAUGCCGUCGCCUCCGGCGCCGCCAGUGGAGGCGCCGCCGCGGCGCUCUUCGCGAGCGUCGUCGUCGCCGGCGUCGGGGGCUUCCUCGUCUAAAAGCUCGAGGUGUUCUGACUGAGCGCCUCGAGGGUCAGGCUUGGGAAUGUUGGGGAGUGUAAGUCAGUCGUUAGCCCUCCGGGGAUGGCUUUUCCUGCAGCUGCCUGUAAACCAUCAGUUUCACG
Messenger RNA from Micromonas commoda, 771 nucleotides. RefSeq lists its product with no specific name. Bases 59 to 646 code for a protein of 195 amino acids. The record is from RefSeq and is a predicted model, not a curated record. The transcript has a single exon. NCBI's taxonomy places the organism in Eukaryota, Viridiplantae, Chlorophyta, Mamiellophyceae, Mamiellales, Mamiellaceae.